Messenger RNA from Diachasmimorpha longicaudata, 1707 nucleotides. RefSeq names its product RNA-binding protein cabeza-like. Gene Ontology annotation, cellular component: nucleus. Gene Ontology annotation, molecular function: RNA binding; transcription coregulator activity. Gene Ontology annotation, biological process: regulation of DNA-templated transcription. Bases 142 to 1461 code for a protein of 439 amino acids. The record is from RefSeq and is a predicted model, not a curated record. NCBI's taxonomy places the organism in Eukaryota, Metazoa, Arthropoda, Insecta, Hymenoptera, Braconidae. The transcript has 8 exons.
GCAACAUCCGUUGGACGCAGAACGUUCUGCGCAAGAAAGUUGCUUCUCCCCCGGCGUUCGCUACGUCGCUCCCUCAGACCGCACUAGUUCCCGCCAUUACGCGGGUCUUCACAUUGUGUUUUCUUCAAUUACGUCGACAUAAUGACGGACAAUCAAUAUUCGAAUUAUCAGCAGCAAGGCUACAACCAGUAUAGCCAGCCUCCACCGAGUGGUGGACAAGAUACAUCGUAUCCUCCACCAACAUCGGGCGGUGGCAACUACAAUCAGUACAGCCAGCCACCACCAAGUGGUGGAAGCUACGGUAGCUACAACAGUUACAAUACCUCCAGCGGUCAAGACUAUAACCAAAGUCAAGGACAGGGUGGAUACUCCCAGGGGAGCUACGGAGCUGGGUCUGGAAAUCAGAGCAGUGGAGGUGGUGGCGGUGGUGGUGCUGGCGGCAAUAAUUACGGAGGAAGUAACUACGGAGGUAAUUCAGGGGGUGGAUACAAUCGUGGAAGCUCUGGAGGAAGUUACGGAGGACAAAGCGGAGGUGGUGGUGGUGGUGGCGGCGGUGGUGGUGGUGGGCGGUACAACGACCGUGGAGGUUACGACCGCUCGAGCGGUGGCGGUGGCUACAACAGUGGCGGUGGCCGUGGUGGUUAUAACAAAGGGGGCUUUGGUGACCGGAAUGGAGGCAAUGACGGGAUGGUCGUGCAAGAGGACACUAUUUUCGUUUCGGGAAUGGAUCCAGGUGUCUCUGAGGAAGAAAUUGGCCAGCAUUUUGGAGCUAUUGGAAUCAUCAAGAACGAUAAACGCACUGGCAAACCAAAGAUCUGGGUGUACAGAGACAAGAACACCGGGAAACCGAAGGGUGAGGCAACAGUGACGUACGACGAUCAAGAUGCAGCGCGCUCUGCCAUCACUUGGUUCGACGGCAAGGAUUUCAAGGGAUGUACGAUAAAGGUACAGAUGGCUCAGCACAAGAGCAACUGGCAAGGAGGACGUGGGGGUGGACGAGGUGGUGGUGGUGGUGGUGGUGCACCAGGCGGUCGUGGAAGAGGCGGUUUUGGAGGUCGCGGAGGCGGCGGAGACAGAGAUGGGGGCGAUCAUCAUCGCGGCGGUGGCGGAGAUGAUAGGAGAGACUCCGGUGGCCGGGGUGGAGAUUGGAGAUGUACAAACCCUGAAUGCGGAAACACAAAUUUCGCUUGGCGUGAUGAGUGCAACCUCUGUAAAAGUUCGAAACCAGAGGGUGCAGGCGGUGGUGGUGGAGGCGGACGAGGAGGUCGGGGAGGUGACAGAGGUGGACGAGGUGGUGGAUUCAGAAGUGAUCGUGGGCGUGGUGGUGACCGAGGUGGCAGGGGCGGAGGUGGAUUCCGUGGAGGUGACAGAGGUGGCAGUGGAGGACGUGGACGUGGAGGGCCCAUGCGUGGAGGUGGCGGGCGCGGCGACAGAGACAGGGAUCGCCAACGGCCAUAUUGAGGAGCUGAAUAAUGGGAAUGUCACCCAGUUGCGAUAACAGCAUGUGUAAAUUUUCUUUUUAACGAUAACACGGGGUUUCAAUGUGUUAUUGGCAUUACAUCUACAUUAGUAUUUACCUCAUCACUUUUCAUACAUGAAGGACUAAUCAAUUACACGUGAUUUCUUUUUUUUUUUUUCAUAUCGAAUGUGUAAUGUCUGUGUAUAAACUAGAUUUUAAUAAAGUGAAACACAUAAUAUAGACAAAAA